AUGACCGACUACGCGUCUCUCAAGGUCCCUGACCUGAAGAAGCUCCUUUCGGAGCGCAGCCUCCCCCAGUCAGGCAACAAGGCCGACCUCAUCGCGCGCCUGCAGGAGCACGACAAGAGUACGUCCCAUACCGAUCCAAAGCCCGCUGCAGCUCCUGUCGCCGCGGCGGAGGCAGCUCCCGCCGCACCUGCGCCUGCUCCCGCGAGCGCCGAACCCGCCGAAUCAACCGUACCUCCUACCGCUGAGGCACCUGCCGAGACCGAUUCGACACCAGCUGCUGCAGCGCCCGAGAAGAGUGGCGCCGCCGCCACCGCCACCGAGACAGCUGCCGAUAAGCCAGCCGAAACCUCAUCGUUUGCGCUAGGCCUCAGCGCUACCGAGGCCGACGCCGAGCAGAAGAAGCGAGACGACCGCGCCAAGCGCUUUGGCAUCACUGUCGACAAAGAAUCAGAUGAGGUGAAGAAGAAUGAACGCGCCAAGCGCUUCGGCAUCGAGACCAGCGCUGUUCCCAAGGGCCUCGACGAAGCUCUCCCCGAGCGCCGCCCAAAGCGCGGUCGCGAGCACGGUGAUGAUGGCCAGCGCGGCGGCAAGAGGCAGAGCCUGGACAACCGCAAUGGCCGCGGCCGCAACAACAACCAGAACAACCGGAAGUUCGGGGGUGGUCGUCGAGCUGGUGGUGGUGGCGGCGGUGGCGGCGGUACCCGAAACCAGGCGCGUGGUGGCGGCAACGUCCUUGAUGACCCAACAGAGAAGGCAAAAGCUGAGCGCCGGGCCAAGCGCUUCGGAGGCGACAACUAG
This is a messenger RNA of Cryphonectria parasitica EP155, 798 nucleotides long. RefSeq lists its product as uncharacterized. Gene Ontology annotation, cellular component: nucleus. Bases 1 to 798 code for a protein of 265 amino acids. NCBI's taxonomy places the organism in Eukaryota, Fungi, Ascomycota, Sordariomycetes, Diaporthales, Cryphonectriaceae. The record is from RefSeq and is a predicted model, not a curated record. Gene Ontology annotation, biological process: poly(A)+ mRNA export from nucleus. The transcript is spliced from 2 exons.